Molecule: messenger RNA, 636 nt
Organism: Lathyrus sativus (Indian pea)
Lineage: Eukaryota; Viridiplantae; Streptophyta; Magnoliopsida; Fabales; Fabaceae
Source: the annotation of a GenBank genome assembly
AUGAAGGUGGUGCCACCAAACGUUGCCAUUGCAAUGGCAAUCUUAUUAUUAUUAUCAAACAUAAAUGUUGUUUUUGGGAUAAGAUUUGUAAUUGAUAGAGAAGAUUGUUUCUCCCAUUAUGUUCAAUAUGAAGGGGAUACAGUGCAUGCUUCAUUUGUUGUCAUAAACACUGCUGAUCCAUCAUGGCAAUUAACUCAAGAAGGUUUGGAUCUUGUGGUUAAAGGACCUUCUGGUGAACAAGUUCGAGAUUUUCGCGAUAAGACAAGUGAAAAAUUUGACUUUGUAGCUCGAACUAGAGGAGCCUAUCGGUUUUGCUUCACUAACAAGUCACCUUAUCGUGAAAAAGUAGAUUUCGAUGUUCAUUCUAACCAUUUUUCAACCUUUGAUCAACAUGCACAAAAUGAACAUUUUACUCCUUUGUUAGAACAAAUAAUAAAGUUAGAAGAAGCUCUUUUCAAUAUUCAGUACGAACAACAUUGGCUUGAGGCUCAGACAGAACGUCAAGCAAUAGUAAACAAUGCAAUGAGUUCAAGAGCAAUUCACAAGGCAUUACUUGAAUCCGCAGCACUAAUUGGUGCAAGCACCCUCCAAGUUUAUCUUCUUCGCCGCCUCUUCGAAAGAAAGCUUGGCAUGUAG